Cicer arietinum (chickpea) is the source of this 1804-nucleotide messenger RNA. RefSeq lists its product as uncharacterized. Gene Ontology annotation, cellular component: nucleus. Gene Ontology annotation, biological process: regulation of DNA-templated transcription. The record is from RefSeq and is a predicted model, not a curated record. Lineage: Eukaryota; Viridiplantae; Streptophyta; Magnoliopsida; Fabales; Fabaceae.
AUGUCUGUUGUUCCAAAUACAUCAGUUGUGACUACCAACAUGGAACUCAAUUCUUCUUCACCAAAAUUGAAUGAGAGUGUGGUUGAUGUCGUUGGAAACAAAAUCUCUGACUCUACCAACGGAAAAACUUGUCAUCAGUGUCGACAAAAAAUUAAGGAUUUGGCUGUUAUAUGUAAGAAUCCAAAAAAUGGAAAGCCUUGUAUCAAUAAGUUCUGCCGCAAAUGCUUGUUUAAUAGAUAUGGAGAAACGGUAGAAGAGGUAAAUUUGUUGAAUGAUUGGAUUUGUCCAAAGUGUAGGGGCAUUUGCAAUUGUAGUUUAUGCAUGAAAAAAAGAGGUCAAAGACCUACUGGUGCUCUAGCACGUACAGCCAAGGCUUCUGGGUUUAAGUCUGUGUCUGAAAUGCUAAGACAAAAGACUUCUGGUGGUUUAGAAUCAAAUAAGGUUGAAAAUAUUGAUGUUAUGCCUACAAAUGUAGCUACUUUUGAAAAUGAGUUUGUAGGUAUUAGUGAUGAUGAUAUUAAUGAUGAUGUCAAUUCAAAGAUGGACAUAGCAAGAGCACAACCUCUAAAUGUUGAUAAAUGUGUUGUAAGCCCAAUGACAUCAAAAAUUGAGGAAGAGAUUCAUUUGCCUCUUGGUACUAAUGUAACAAAAAUAUUGGACAUGGAGUUGCCACCACAAGAUGUUGGAAAUGCUUUACAAUUUUUAGAAUUUUGCUUAGUAUUUGGAGAGGUUCUAGAUGUCAAGAAAGAAGAAGCUGAAGCUAUCUUGCGAGCAUUGAUAAGAAAGCAAAAUUUGUACUUAGUGGUUGAAUUUCAAAUAAAAAUGUUGACUAUGAUAUUAUCUGAUUCGGGAAUUAAGUCACUUUCGAGUAGGUCUCCAUGCUUAACUCUAACUGAUGGAAAUAAUUCGUGGUUGAAAGCUCUAAAGAUUUUAAUGGCUAAAUCUCAUCAUAUGCUACAAGAAUUUCCUUUGGAUUGGCUUGAAGAAGGAAUUAGAGGAUAUUAUGAUCUAGAUUUAUCUAAAAAACUCAUCCUUUUGAAUUUUCUUUGUGAUGAGGCUUUGGGCACAAUGAAGUUAAGAAAAUAUGUUGAUGACCAAAAUGCUAUAUUUGCUCAAGAAAAGAAAGAGACAAAGCUUAAGGUUGCUGAAGCUAAGGAAAAGGAAAAAAGUCUAAAGCAAAAGUUGUUGGAUGAGACAAAAAAAGUGGAAGAUAGCAUUCCAAUUUCUGAACAUGAUGCUAAUGUUUUGGAGAUAAAAAGUGAAAUAGCUAAAGCACAUGUUGAGUUUCUUGAGGCAAAGGGUGCAAUCUCUAAACGGAAACAAAGUUCAAAUGCUGUAAGAACUGAGCCGGAGUUUGUUGAUAGUAAUGGUCAAACAUUUUGGAAAUUAAAGUGUUAUAAUGAUGAAAAUGAAAGUGUUAUGUUGAUGCAAGAUAUCACGAUAAAACAUGACGAUGGUGUUGUUGAUAACGAAGAAUGGUUUGUUUAUGGGUGUGAGCAAAAGAAAGAGAUUGAUAAGUACAUUUCAUCAAGGGCAAAGAGAUUCAAAACUCGCAACAUUUCCUCUACACUUCAAAAUGAAAGCAGUGAAGCAGAUAUGUAGUUAUUGUCAUCUUUGCCAGCAUCCAUAAUUACUCAAGUAUAUUAAAGAAUGACAUAUCGAGGAUAAUUUGUUUUAGACAUUGAUUUCAUUAAUUAAUAUGCAAUUUUUAAAGAUUUUUUGUUUUGGGAAUCUCAAAUUUAACAACAAGAGUUGUAUAAUUAAAUUGGUAUUUUUAUAAAUGGAAGAACAUGUUUUUUGUUUA